CGCAGACGCCGGUUAUAAGUGUAAGGCUCUGAACCGGGGAGCGUCAGGGAUCCCGGUGCGCACGCUUCGGUUAGAUGCCAGAGGCGUUGAGCAACGACAGUCCCGUUCGUUCAAUCUAUGAAACGGCGCAUGUGCCUUUCAGCACCGACACACAGCGGACAGCGCUCAGAGGUGCAGAAGCACUGCACGGCCGUGGAUUCAACCGGUGUCACGAAUUGACUUUUGAUCGGUUGUGUUACUCUCAAAGGAAAAUAACAGCUGAUUGGAUAUCCGUUUGGAGCAAAACACCUUAUCUGUUUCACUGGAAUGAACAGAAAUAUUACGAUUGUUUCUGCGGGAGACAGUUAGAUACCGACACCGCGGUGAUUCUAUCAUCUUCCGCUAAUGCCUGUGGUUUUGGCCGGCGGACAAUCUAAAUCUCAGGUGGUUGGAGGGCUGUUGAGCUCCGGGGGAUUGUCGGUUCUGACGGAGCGGAGUUGUGUUCUCCUGCGGGGAAUAGUGAUUCUUGGGCGGGUGGAGUGGUGAGGAGGUGCCGUUGAGCCCCUUCAUUCAGGAGGAUGCUGGUGGGAAAUGCCUGGCGACAGAGACGACGAGAUUUGUCAAAAGGCGCUAGAACUUCUCUCAGAUCUCUGCUCUAAAGGGGAAGUGCAGAAUGAUAACUGCUUGGAUUUCAUUUACUACUUCCGAGACCUCGCCAGACCACGGUACACGGACUCAGAUGUGUCGGUGAGCCUGCUGUCUCUGGUGGUGACGGCGUGCGGUCUGGCCUUGUUCGGUGUCUCUCUCUUCGUGUCCUGGAAGCUGUGCUGGAUCCCAUGGAGGGAGCGAGGCCUGUCCCCGGGGACCAAGGAUGUGCACAGUCACCUGGGCCCCGCCCUGGGCCCCCUGGCCCCCCUCCAGCCCCUGAUCCCCUCUCGGGAGCCCGUCUACACGGCGGUGGACCCGCCCCCCCACGUCCGCCGUGAGUCGACCCGCUGCUCCGUGGUCCGGGAGCCCACGCCCACGCCGGUGGCGUCGGCCGCGUCGGUGGAGGUCCCGCCCUCUCCCGUGUCCCCGCCCCCCGUUGCCAUGGCGACCCCCGAGGUGGCGAUGAAGAUCAGCUACACCUCCCCGGACAUCCCGCUGGACGCGCAGGGCAAAGGUCGCGAGAACGGUGUGCACACCAACCCCCGCAUGCAGAGGCAGACCACCGAGCCGUCCGCCACUGUACGCUCCAUGUCCGAGAUCGGUCAAGGCUCCAUGAGGAGACAGAUGAACCUGUCGAACCCAGACUUCAACGUGGCCCAGUUCCAGCGGCAGGACUCCCUGACGGGGAUGGGUCUGGGCCUGGGCAGGCUCAAACCAGAACUGUACAAGCAGCGCUCCCUGGAGGGGGAGGAGGGCGGCCGGAGGGGCGGGGGAUGCGGGCGCCUCCACUUCAUCCUCAAGUUCGACUGCGACCUGGAGCAGCUGAUCGUCAAGAUCCACAAGGCGCAGGACCUCCCUGCCAAGGACUUUUCCGGAACGUCCGACCCGUACGUGAAGAUCUACCUGCUGCCGGACAGGCAGACCAAACACCAGACCAAGGUACACCGCAAGACGCUGAACCCGGUGUUCGACGAGGUGUUCCUGUUCCCCGUGGCGUACAGCGAGCUGCCCACACGCAAGCUGCACUUCAGCGUCUACGACUUUGACCGUUUCUCCCGCCACGACAUCAUCGGCCAAGUGGUGGUGGACAACUUCCUGGAUCUGGUGGACUUCCCCCGUGAGACCAAGCUGUGCCGUGACAUCCAAUACGUCACCUCGGAUAAUGUGGACCUUGGAGAUCUCAUGUUCUCCCUCUGCUACCUACCCACCGCUGGCAGACUGACCAUCACCAUGAUUAAGGCUCGCAAUCUGAAAGCCAUGGAUAUAACUGGAGCCUCUGACCCCUAUGUGAAGGUCUCCCUCAUGUGUGAGGGUCGCAGGCUGAAGAAGAGGAAGACAUCCACCAAGAGGAACACGCUGAACCCCGUCUACAACGAAGCCAUCGUGUUCGACGUCCCACCUGAGAACAUCGACCAGAUCAGCCUGCUCGUCGCCGUCAUGGACUACGACCGCGUGGGUCAUAAUGAGGUCAUAGGGGUGUGCCGUGUCGGCACCGAUGCUGAAAACCUGGGUCGAGACCACUGGAGCGAAAUGCUGACCUACCCCAGGAAACCAGUUGCCCACUGGCAUCCUCUCAUUGAGUACCAAGGGACAGUGGGUGGAAGCCAGGGGGGGUCCUGUAACUCUCUGAAGACUCCGCUGUCGCCCUAACCCGGACCAGGCCAACCCGUGAGGGAACACCACCGCGGCGAGGAGCCAGGGGCCCCGCCCAAACCAGUCUGGGGGGGGG
Molecule: messenger RNA, 2356 nt
Organism: Osmerus eperlanus (European smelt)
Lineage: Eukaryota; Metazoa; Chordata; Actinopteri; Osmeriformes; Osmeridae
Gene: syt9a
Product: synaptotagmin IXa
Exons: 7
Coding region: 571-2277 (568 amino acids)
Biological process (GO): calcium-ion regulated exocytosis; cellular response to calcium ion; regulation of calcium ion-dependent exocytosis
Cellular component (GO): exocytic vesicle; plasma membrane; dense core granule
Molecular function (GO): phosphatidylserine binding; SNARE binding; clathrin binding
Source: RefSeq, a predicted model, not a curated record